GAACUAAAGUUAUAACCAUUUGGUUGUGUGCGAGGGACAGGGCUUAGGGUUUGGCCGCUCGUUCUUUCGUGUUCUCGGACCAAUGGCCGCGGCGGCAGCAGCGACAGCGAGCUUCGUCCAGGCGCCAGUGAGCGCCAAGCACUCCGGCGGAUCUCCUUCCCUUUCCAGCAGGCCCGCAUUCCAGAGCUUCAUCGGCAUGAAAUCCAGUGGAGAAUGCCGGCAGGCCGCAUUCUUCCGCGGCGACAUGCACGAUAUUUCGCUGAGGAAUCACAAGCCCCUUGUGACUGUCGCUGCCAGGAACGCCGAUGUUCGCCCCAGAGCUGCCGCGACGUACAAGGCGGCCGUGCUGGGAGCUGGUGGAGGAAUCGGGCAGCCGCUCUCUCUGCUGCUUAAGAUGUCGCCGCUGCUCUCGCAUCUAAACCUCUACGAUAUUGCCAACGUCAAGGGCGUGGCUGCAGAUUUGAGUCACUGUAACACACCAUCACUGGUGACGCCUUACACUGGAGCUGAGGAGCUCGCGGAGUCACUCAAGGGUGUAGAUCUUAUCAUCAUUCCUGCUGGAGUUCCUCGAAAGCCAGGAAUGACGAGAGACGAUCUUUUCAACAUCAACGCUGGUAUUGUGAAGACACUUGUCGAGGCAGCAGCAGAUUACGCACCCAAGGCUUGGAUCAACAUUAUCAGCAAUCCCGUGAACUCGACCGUGCCCAUAGCUGCUGAGGUUCUUAAAAAGAAGGGAGUGUUCGAUCCAAAGAAGCUCUUUGGUGUGACGACUCUCGACGUUGUGCGGGCAAACACUUUUGUAGCUCAGCAGAAGACUCUGAGGCUCAUUGAUGUGGAUGUUCCGGUCGUGGGUGGACAUGCCGGGAUCACCAUUCUUCCGCUGCUGUCCAAGACACGCCCCAAAACCGAGUUCACGCAAGAGGAGAUCGAGAAGCUGACAGUGAGGAUUCAAAACGCUGGCACAGAAGUAGUCGAGGCAAAGGCUGGAGCAGGCUCUGCGACUUUGUCGAUGGCCUACGCUGCUGCUCGCUUUGCGGAGUCUUGCCUUCGUGCAAUUGACGGCGACGCUGAUGUCUACGAGUGCACUUACGUCAAGUCGGAUGUGAUGCAAGAGCUCCCCUUCUUCGCGUCGCGAGUGAAGCUGGGCAAGGAUGGAGUGGAGGCAUUCGUCCACACGGACAUCCGGGGCCUGACAGAGUACGAGGAGAAAGCUCUCCAGGCUUUGAUUCCAGAGCUCAAGGGCAGCAUCGAGAAGGGAAUUAAUUUCGUUAACAAGCAACCAGCCGCGGCAUCCGUGUAGGAACCAUUCGAGGCAAAGUUUUGACAGAUUUUUGGCAGACAUUUGAUAAAGAAUAAAUUCGAUAUGCUAAACCUUUGAUAUUAGAA
Selaginella moellendorffii is the source of this 1386-nucleotide messenger RNA. Its product is annotated as malate dehydrogenase, chloroplastic. Gene Ontology annotation, molecular function: L-malate dehydrogenase (NAD+) activity. NCBI's taxonomy places the organism in Eukaryota, Viridiplantae, Streptophyta, Lycopodiopsida, Selaginellales, Selaginellaceae. The coding region runs from base 83 to 1300 and encodes 405 amino acids. The transcript has 7 exons. The record is from RefSeq and is a predicted model, not a curated record. Gene Ontology annotation, cellular component: cytoplasm; mitochondrion. Gene Ontology annotation, biological process: malate metabolic process; tricarboxylic acid cycle.